Molecule: messenger RNA, 2773 nt
Organism: Pararge aegeria (speckled wood butterfly)
Lineage: Eukaryota; Metazoa; Arthropoda; Insecta; Lepidoptera; Nymphalidae
Product: putative transporter svop-1
Exons: 11
Coding region: 277-1782 (501 amino acids)
Biological process (GO): transmembrane transport
Molecular function (GO): transmembrane transporter activity
Source: RefSeq, a predicted model, not a curated record
GUCUUCUCUAUCGCGCGGUGCUCGGUGAUAAUGUAGCAAAAUUAACUAUUACUUAAUUAUUUAAUUUAUUCAUUAAAAUUGAAACUUGUUGUCAAAUAAAAAACUAGCGGUGCACAAUGAUGUUCUAGGUGAAAUAAAAUUUAAAUCUAUUUUAUUAAUUAAUUAAUUACUUUAAUAAAAUUUAAACUUGUGAUAAAAUAGGUUUAAUUAUUCGUGAUUUAUGUGUGACAUUAACGAAGUGUGAGUUUUAUUACAAUAGUGUAAUAAACUUUCAAAAUGGUGGCCAAAAGUUGUGUGACAUUCGAGGAAGCUUUGGAUAUGACGGGUUUCGGGAAGUUCAACUUCCUGGCGAUGCUGGUGACCAUAAGCCUCAUCACGAGCAUGGCGUUCGAGAUCAUGUCGGUGGCAUACCUGGUGCCCGCCAGCGCGUGUGACCUCAACACCACGGUGUUCCAGCAGGGACUGAUGGCUGGGAUGCCACUUUUAGGUAUAAUUGCUACAUCACAUUUCUGGGGAUACCUGGCGGAUACGCAAGGCAGAAGGAAGAUUCUAUCAUUAUGUAUGUUUCUCGCCUUCCUCACCGGCGCUUCAGCUGCAUUGUCUACAAAUUGGAUUGCGUUCAGUGUUCUGAAGUUCUUGUCAUCUAGUGCAGUCGCAGGAACUUAUGCAUUGGCCCUGACUCUGUUAAGCGAAUGCACGCCGAAAAAUAGAAGAUCCAUUUUGGUGGCUUCAACAUCUACGAUAUAUCUAAGUGCCACAGGCGUAAUGGCAGUACUAUCCAUCCCUGUCUUACAACUGAGCUUCUCACACCACCUCCCACUCUUGGAUAUAACAUUCGUCCCAUGGCGUCUCCUGAAUUUAAUAUUUUCAAUGCCAUGCGCUCUCGCAGCAGUUGGAGUUUACUUAUCUUACGAGAGUCCCAGGUACCUACUAAGCGUUGGUGAUGAUGAGAAGGCUCUAGAGGUGUUGAAAGCUUUCUUUGUUAUCAAUACAGGGAAAAGUGCUGAUGAAUACAAUGUAGGAUCAUUAGUUUUGGGUGAAGAUACAGGAAAGUCGGUGAAAGGACUUUGGGCGUCUAUCAUCUCCCAGACAGUGCCACUACUGAAACCGCCUCUUUUGAAGAAUACAGUGAUUCUUUCGAUAUUGUUCGUUAUAGUUUAUGUUGGAUUAAACCCAUUCAUAGUGUGGCUACCCUACAUCGCCGAUGGUGUGAUGAAAUCAUUGGAAAAUGGACACGACACUCUGAGUUUUUGCGACAUGCUGAACUCAGUUCAAAAUAGUACCACAUCUGAGAACAACGAUUGCAGUCUCAACAAGUUCGCGAUGAUCACAGUGUUUGUGAUCAGUAUCAUAAUAGCUUCUCUCAACGUUUUGCUCAGCAGUGUGAUCAACUGCGUUGGUAGAAAAAACAUGCUUAUUGGCAUACAGUUGGUAUCCGGUUUAGCCGGGAUUUGCGUUGCAGUGGUAGACUCCUGGAUCGCGAGUACCGUGUGUUUGAUCAUUUUCACCUCAGGCAUGCUCAACUUCGGUAUGCUGUCGACAUUCACUGUUGAUAUCUUCCCAACUUAUGUCAAGGCGAUGGCGGUGUGCAUGACUCUCAUGGUGGGACGAGGCAGUUCUUUCUUGGGAAUCAACAUCCUCAAGAACAUGCUGGUCAGCAACUGUGAACUCGCCUUCUAUACCUUCGGAGGACUUACUUUUGUUGGUGGCUUAAUCGCUUUUCUUCUGCCGGGUGAAAUCAAGCUGAAGAAGCAGGAUCCUGUGGAGGCUACAAAAUUAUAGAAAUCCAGCUAGAUUCCUUCUAAAAAUCCAACUAUAUAUCCUAUAAGUUAACAAUUUCUUUAUCAGUCUUUUGUAGUGUAUAAUAAAAUAAAAUAUUCACCUCACCUGUAAAUCGGUUGUGUCAGUGCGCAAUAUUUUGUCUUCUUCUUUAAUAUCAAAUUACUGAUGUCAGUGAGAUGUGUUUUUCAGUGCCUUUCAGUUACAUUGUAUAUCAUAAGUAUUUAUGUAUAUUAUGCAUAAAAAUAUUUAUCAGUCAUCUCUGGACCCAAAACACAAGCUACUGGGACUAGAUCGCGAUGUUUAGAUCUUAGUAUAUUCAUUUAAUAUAUUUGGAAUACAUUUUUUCUUCGGAUUGUGUGUAGCUGAUUAACUCUAAUGAUUUUAACAGCGUAACGCGGCCUUGUUAGCGUGUUUCGGAAUGGAGCUCUGCCAGAAAGAGUUUGAACCUUAGGGCUCGAAGAAGCGAAGGGAUCGUCGAACUGAGGGCGCCUCAUGUGAGGCUGAACCUCGGCUCAGGCGACGAUUGGAGUGAAAGGGUUACGGGCGGUGAUUAGUCCGCACGUGGUGCGAGCCCACGUCCGGAUGACGUCAGAAGUCGGGGACCUCGUCUUCGCCGGCAAAGACGCUGUGCAGAGUUUCAUGGUGUGUUCUGAUAGCACUGUCAGUAGUCAUUUGAUCGUCAGGGUCGUGAAGGAAUACAUAAAAUGCUGACGUCAAAAGUACUCCAUCUUCGGAGUUUUCUAUUAAGAGGAAAGCGAGAUGCAAUCAUGAACCUGUGUAACAAUUUUCUAUCAAUUUAGUUAUUAUCUUAAUCACUGUAGUGAUUAACUAUAAUAUACAUAAAUAAAUAUGUACCUACUCGAUGCCAUUGUUGGAUUGGAAUCUAACAAUAUUCUGUGAUCCAACGUUCAUUACGCGAGUGUGUAUGCUAUUGUACAUAGAAAAAUCUAGAUAAGGUUUAUAAGUAAUAAACAAAUAAGUUAUUUGUCUA